CGCCGCCAGUCCUAAGGCUUGAGCGCGAGGCCUUGAGGUUUGAAGAGUGGUGGGCAGGAACCUGCUCCGUAUUAGGUCGUCGCCCACGCCCAUAAAUAACCAUGCACGCCAUGACAAGGCUAACUUAAGGCCGCAAUGAUGUCACGCUGUGUGCCUUUUGCGUAGCAAGGAUCCAAUGUCUCCGGCAUACAGCAUGGGGCGCAUAGUAACGUUCGCUGCACACCAUGUCAGCAGCACAGGAUCCCUACGGUCAAGGACAUGGGAGCUCGUUGGUCGCAUGGGAGAAGCUAGCUCAGGCAAAAGCCAGGGGAGCGGAAUACGACUCGAACGAGCGUCGGCGCUUUUCUCAGUGUCUGCCAGGGACACGGCAGGAGCUGCUGACUGCGCUGUAUGGUGCGAUGACGGAGGACACCAAGCAGAUCGUCUGCCUCGUCGGGGAAUCGGGGUCGGGCAAGUCGAGCGUCGCGCAUUCAAUGGCCAGGCAGUUGAGCUCGCAGGAUCAGCUGGCCGCGACAUUCUUCUUCUCUCGGACAUAUGCCGGCCGGGGCGAUAACAGUCUUGUGUUCCCCACUCUCGCGUACCAGAUUGGUCUCCUCCAUCCUAGGGCCAAGUGGGCCAUUGUGAAAGCCAUCAACGAUGAUCCGGAGCUUCUUUCCAGUACGAAGUCUCGGGCAGAUCAGCUCGAGCAUCUCGUGAAGGCGCCUCUGAGAAGUCUGCGGCUCGUUUGGGAAACACCAAGGAAAAUGAUCUUCGUCGCCGUCGACGAAGGGGUGACGGGAGACGAGACCUCUCUCGAAGCGCUCAUUCUCGCCAUGAACGAACUUGUCCGCGACUCAAGUAUUCCACUUUCUCAUGUCCUGGUCACCAGCCGCCCCUCCCUACCGUUCAAUACCUUGUCACAAAGCUUGGCGUCCCAGGGUCUCCUUACAACAUUCGACAUACAGCGUUUUAGCUACGAGCGUGACAUAGACAUCUUCCUCAAACAUUUCUUUGACAAGAUCUACGACAUCCGCGAUCUCACCUUUCUCCACUCAAGACUAUGGCCGUCUUCUACUUCGAAACCGCCGAAAGCCCAAGCGAGUGCCUUGACCUCAUCGCGAAGAUGUGAUGGAGCCGUCGAUACUAUCGACCUCGACCUCGGUGACAUUGACUCUAUCUAUCGAUACGUGCUCACCUCGCUCGAGGACCGUUAUCGGCGAUCUGGAGCAGAGUACUUGUCGAUCAUCGUCGCCCUGGCGAAACCGUUGACGCUAUCUGAUAUAUGUGCAUUGUCUGGCACGGACGUUCUGAAGCACAUCCUACACCUCUCGGCCCUUGUAGACAUUCCUCCCAACGCCAUGCGCUCUUCCGUGACUGUGUAG
This is a messenger RNA of Coniophora puteana RWD-64-598 SS2, 1361 nucleotides long. RefSeq lists its product as uncharacterized. NCBI's taxonomy places the organism in Eukaryota, Fungi, Basidiomycota, Agaricomycetes, Boletales, Coniophoraceae. Bases 225 to 1361 code for a protein of 378 amino acids. The record is from RefSeq and is a predicted model, not a curated record. The transcript has 3 exons.